AAACUGAAACUCUUCUGUUUGGACCACCAGGAGUUUGUGUGCCUCAUUUGCAGAAACGCAUAAAUCAACACGAGCCACAAGUUACAACCCCUCAGUGAAGCUGCACGAGACCACAGAGAGAAACUCCAGAAAGGCCUGCAGGACAUGAAGAGAAAAAUGAAAGAUUAUUAUGAGAUUAGAGACAACUGCUACGAACAAGCAGAGUACAUCAAGGUCCAGAGGGACCAGGUUGAAAGCAAGAUUAAAAAGGAUUUCGAGGUGCUUCGUUGCUUCCUGCAGCUUGAGGAGAAGGAAGAACAGAUGAAGAGUCAGAUGAAGAGUCAGAUGAUGAAGGAGAAGAUUGAGGCUCUCGACAGAAACAUUGACACUAUCUCAGAUGUGAUCCGAACCACAGAGGAGCAGCUGAUGUCUGACCAGGUUUCCUUCACGAAGAAAUACCAGGUUGCGAUGACCAGAAUCCAAGAACUUCCCAAGCCCAGGCUGCUCCCAGGAGCUGUGCUGGAUGAAGCCAAACACGUGGGCAACCUCAAGCUCACCGUGUGGGAACGAAUGAAGGAGAUGGUCUCCUGCAGUCCCGCGAUUCUGGACCCAAAUACAGCCGUUCCAGAACUCAGCCUGUCUGAAGAUCUGACCAGUGUGAGUUUUAAAAUAGGAGCGCAGCGUCCAAAGAAUCCAGAGAGGUCAAGCUUGGAAAAUGUGCUCGGUUCUGCUUUGGACUCGGGAACACACAUGUGGGAUGUUGAGGUGGGAGACAACACAGAGUGGGAACUGGGGUGGCGUGGGGGAACUUUUACUGGCCAGAUUCCUGGUUGA
Messenger RNA from Phyllopteryx taeniolatus (common seadragon), 813 nucleotides. Its product is annotated as E3 ubiquitin-protein ligase TRIM35-like. The transcript has a single exon. Lineage: Eukaryota; Metazoa; Chordata; Actinopteri; Syngnathiformes; Syngnathidae. The record is from RefSeq and is a predicted model, not a curated record. The coding region runs from base 145 to 813 and encodes 222 amino acids.